Molecule: messenger RNA, 2689 nt
Organism: Annulohypoxylon maeteangense
Lineage: Eukaryota; Fungi; Ascomycota; Sordariomycetes; Xylariales; Hypoxylaceae
Product: phosphoenolpyruvate carboxykinase-domain-containing protein
Exons: 9
Coding region: 271-2298 (675 amino acids)
Biological process (GO): gluconeogenesis
Cellular component (GO): cytosol
Molecular function (GO): phosphoenolpyruvate carboxykinase (ATP) activity; ATP binding
Source: RefSeq, a predicted model, not a curated record
CACACCAACUCCUAACCUCUCUCGAUGCGAUGCUUCUGGUUGUAACUUGAAAUCCGCAACUCGGCAGACUAAUCCUUACACAAACUAGCAAGAUCUUUGAUGUUUUUUUACGCUACGCCACUCCGCGAUUCCUUGCUAGCGUACCGAGACAGGAAAACAAAGGGAGCCCUGGUUCAGCUCUCCCUUCCCGAUGAUGCAGGGUGGAUUGUUCCGGUUUGAAUUCGUGCCUCAGUGCCUAAUCAAUGACAACGGCGGUUACUGGCCAGUGGAAUGUCUCGCUCAAAGUUCGCCAUCUCCACUGCUUCCAUAUUUCCUAUAUAUCCUCGGGUUCAGUCCAUGACUAGCAGACCGAAAAGUUACCUUAAGUUAACCUGCAUUGCCGGCGUUUCGUCUGCCCCAUUUAAUCAAACUAGAUAUCCAUAUUCCCCAUCUGUCUUCGGCUGGAACUAUCCCAUAAGCUAUCAUAACUAUAUCGUAUCCCGAAACUUGUCAACCUUAAGAACCAUGGCCGACCCCGUCCUGAGAACUGCUUCUCCCUACACUGAUCCAUCCGUGAAAGGCCCCAAGUCCCAGCAACUUACCAACGGUCACUCCCACUCUCUCCUCCAGCAAAGCAAGAUGAUUGCCAACAACAAAGUCAACAAGACCGCCCUCCACCCUAGCGGUGUAGAACCCCACCAUGAACGGGAACACACGGAACUAGAGGAGGAAUUACAUGAAAAGGCACACAUCGACUACGACAGAGUCGCUAUUAUUCCUAACCCAUCAGUUGCCGCCUUAUACGAAGAUGCCCUUGUAUACGAGAUGGGCUCAGCCAUUUCGUCGAGCGGUGCCUUGACAGCUUACUCCGGUGCAAAGACUGGCCGAUCACCUUCAGAUAAGAGAAUCGUCAGGGAGCCGUCAUCAGAAAAGGAUGUCUGGUGGGGACCCGUCAACAAGCCAAUGGCACCUGAGGUCUGGAAAAUCAACCGUGAACGCGCAGUUGAUUACCUAAACACCCGAACGAGAAUCUAUGUUAUCGAUGGUUAUGCAGGCUGGGAUGAGAAGUACCGAAUUCGUGUUCGAGUUAUCUGUGCUCGUGCCUACCAUGCCUUGUUCAUGCGCAACAUGCUCAUUCGCCCCCCUCGGGAAGAGCUUGAGCACUUCCACCCCGACUACACAAUCUACAAUGCCGGAAGCUUCCCAGCCAACAGAUACACCGAAGGCAUGACCUCGGGAACCUCAGUCGCCAUUAACUUUGCCGAAAAGGAGAUGGUCAUCCUCGGUACCGAGUAUGCAGGCGAGAUGAAGAAGGGUGUCUUCACCGUAUUGUUCUACGAAAUGCCCAUAAUCCACAACGUACUCACUCUUCACUCGUCUGCAAACGAGGGCAAGAAUGGAGACGUCACGCUUUUCUUCGGCUUAUCCGGUACCGGCAAGACCACUCUCUCAGCCGACCCUAACCGAGCUCUGAUUGGUGAUGACGAGCACUGCUGGAGUGAACGAGGUGUCUUCAACAUUGAGGGCGGUUGCUAUGCCAAGUGCAUUGGCUUGUCAGCUGAGAAGGAACCUGAUAUUUUCGGUGCCAUCCGCUUCGGCUCAGUCCUUGAGAAUGUCGUUUUUGACCAGGAAACUCGAGAAGUUGACUACGACGACGCUACUCUAACCGAGAACACAAGAUGUGCAUACCCCAUCGAGUACAUUAGCAACGCUAAGAUUCCCUGCUUGUCGGAAAACCACCCAAGCAACAUCAUUCUGUUGACAUGUGAUGCCCGUGGUGUAUUGCCGCCGAUAUCAAAACUCGACAGCGCCCAGACAAUGUUCCACUUUAUCUCCGGUUACACCUCUAAGAUGGCUGGAACUGAAGACGGUGUAACAGAACCUCAAGCGACUUUCUCCUCUUGCUUCGCUCAGCCCUUCCUUGCUCUUCACCCCAUGAGAUACGCAAAGAUGUUGGCGGACAAGAUAGAAAAGCACUCUGCUAACGCCUGGCUCCUAAACACCGGUUGGGUUGGUGCCGGUUACGUCCACGGUGGUAAGCGAUGCCCGCUCAAAUACACCCGUGCCAUCCUUGAUGCCAUCCACUCCGGCGAGCUUGCGAAAUCCCAGUACGAGACAUAUGAUGUCUUCAACCUCCAAGUCCCCACAUCAUGCCCUGGUGUCCCCGCAGAGCUUCUCAACCCCAAGACUGCAUGGACUGCGGGAGCGGACAGCUUCAACCAGGAGGUCAAGAAGUUGGGAGGACUAUUCAUUGAGAACUUCAAGAAGUACGAAUCGGAAGCCACCGACGAAGUCAAGGCGGCAGGACCAGUUAUUUAAAAGCAAGGCGCUUCACGGCAUCUUUUUUCUCUCGUCUCGUUUCCAUCGUUUAUAGGUUAGGAGUUGAGCAUCGUUUAUAUUUUUUGGCAUAUUUAUCUUGGGGAACGACGCAUCUGUGGAAUGAUUGGUACAUCGAUCCGCGCGAUACACCGGACGGGAAAGUAUGAGACAGCUCUAGACAAAGAACUGGACGUACAGAUUGAAUGCGGGGAGUUCCGAACAACUGCGCGCAACGGAUGAAUGAAAAGACCUGCGAAGGAUGCAGUGUUCGUUGAUGGAAGAAUUACAAUCGGGUUUAACUAGAUUUUCUUCCAAGUAAAUAAAGGUUUAGGAUAUAAUAGAACAAAUUUCAAUGUUCUUCUGAAUUGUCAUUUGAAGCUUGUGUCUUGAG